Messenger RNA from Saccharomyces mikatae IFO 1815, 4302 nucleotides. It is a transcript of the gene CAT8, whose product is annotated as DNA-binding transcription factor CAT8. Bases 1 to 4302 code for a protein of 1433 amino acids. Gene Ontology annotation, molecular function: DNA-binding transcription factor activity, RNA polymerase II-specific; zinc ion binding; DNA binding. The transcript has a single exon. Gene Ontology annotation, biological process: DNA-templated transcription; regulation of DNA-templated transcription. Lineage: Eukaryota; Fungi; Ascomycota; Saccharomycetes; Saccharomycetales; Saccharomycetaceae. The record is from RefSeq and is a predicted model, not a curated record.
AUGGCAAAUAACAAUUCUGAUCGGCAAGGCUUGGAACCCAGAGUCAUUAGAACUCUUGGUUCGCAGGCGCUCAGCGGCCCUAAUAUUUCUAACAGAACUCUAAGUUCAGAAGCAAACUCCCACUCUUCUGAAAAUACAAAAGACGCAAUGAUCAAGACCACCUCCCCGACGCCUUUAUCUACACCUAUUUAUAGGAUAGCACAAGCCUGUGAUAGGUGCAGAUCUAAGAAAACAAGAUGCGAUGGCAAAAGGCCACAGUGUUCGCAAUGUGCUGCGGUUGGAUUUGAAUGUAGAAUAAGCGACAAACUGCUAAGGAAAGCGUAUCCGAAAGGCUAUACAGAGAGCCUGGAAGAAAGAGUACGUGAACUGGAGGCAGAAAAUAAGCGUUUGUUAGCUUUGUGUGACAUCAAAGAACAGCAAAUUAGCCUUGUUUCACAAUCGCGGCCACCAACGUCUAUGGAUAACACCGCUAAUGGCAGUUUUAAGCAGGAGCUAAAAGACGCACCAUUGAAUUUAUCUUCCACAAAUAUAUAUUUAUUAAAUCAAACUGUUAAUAAGCAGCUGCAAAAUGGAAAAAUGGACAGUGAUAAUAGUAAUACAGUAAUGAAUUCAUUAGCAGCAGCACCUUUACCUCCACAAAAAGACCAUGUGUGUGACGGUAUUUCCUGUACAAAUCAUUUGCACGUUAAGCCUACUUCCACAAGUUUGAACGAUCCGACCGCCAUUUCGUUUGAACAAGAUGAGGCACCGGGUCUUCCUGCAGUAAAGGCACUAAAAUUAAUGACGACUCAUCAACGUAGCACUCAAUUGGCGACUUUGGUUUCUUUAUCCAUUCCCAGGUCCACUGAAGAGAUUCUGUUUAUUCCCCAGCUUUUGACUAGAAUAAGGCAAAUAUUUGGUUUCAACUCAAAACAAUGUCUAUAUACGGUAUCGUUAUUAUCUUCAUUGAAGAAUAGAUUACCAGCUCCACGGCUUCUACCGCCUUCGACUUCAACCAAAUUGAAGGAGAAGGGUGAAGAUAAAAUUCUCGAUGAUGAUUCGGCGUUCUUUAAAAAGUUUCAAACCACAAACUUAUCAGAGUUUGUUGAUUUAAAGGGGUUUUUAGUUUCUUUGAAAUUUGAUAUAGACUCAUUCUCCAAGCAAUCAGAAAAUCUACCUAACGAUCAUGAUAAUGAGCUGCUUUCCCUCACUGAAAUUAAAGAACUUUUACACUUGUUUUUCAAAUUUUGGUCGAAUCAAGUACCAAUCCUUAACAAUGACCAUUUCUUGUUAUACUUCAAUAACUUUGUCGAAGUCGUGAAGGAUUUGUCUUCAGCAAAUUUGAAAACCAACGUCACUAAUACAAGUAUCGUCACUACCAAUCAUGAACUGUUUGCCCUGAAACUUUCAAUGAUGCUGCUGAUGGGGCUAUUAGUUAAGAUAAAAAUGGAGAAAAUAAAGUAUACUGUACCAAAGAACCCAAAUUCUAAGUAUGCCAGAUUGAUGGCAUACUAUCAUCAGCUUUCCCUGAUAAUUCCGAAGAAUCCUUAUUUUUUGAAUAUGUCGACAACCUCACUACCAUCCUUACAACUACUAUCCUUGGCAUCUUUUUAUUAUCUGAACGUGGGUGACAUUUCCGCGAUUUAUGGAGUGAGAGGCCGUAUUGUCUCUAUGGCACAACAAUUGAGACUUCACAGAUGUCCUAGCGCCGUAUUGAGUGUACACUCUAACCCAGUUUUACAAAAAUUUGAACAAAGCGAGAGGAGGUUACUAUUUUGGGCAAUUUAUUACGUUGACGUUUUUGCUUCUUUGCAACUAGGUGUUCCACGUCUACUCAAAGAUUUCGAUAUUGAAUGUGCAUUACCGAUCUCUGAUGUUGAAUAUAAGGAUCAAUUAUUUAUGGAAAAUAAAAAAACGAAUAAAAAAGCUAAGAAGAUUCAACUACAAGGCCAAGUGUCGAGCUUUUCACUUCAGAUAAUUAGGUUUGCCAAAAUAUUAGGCAACAUUUUAGACUCGAUAUUUAAGAGAGGAAUGAUGGAUGAAAGAAUAACUUCUGAAGUAGCACUAGUACAUGAAAACGCACUGGAUAACUGGAGAAGUCAACUACCUAAAAUGUAUUACUUUCAAAUAACUGUAAAUGGAACCGUAAAUUUAGACGAGAUAAGAGUAAAUGAUUCGAAAAACAUAGAAACAAGAUUUGAAAAAAAAGACAUCAUACUAUUUGAAAAGAAAAUUCUAUUACUUUUUUAUUUCCUAGCCAAAUCAAUGAUUCAUUUACCGGUCAUCGCGACGAAGCCUUUACCUAAAAACAUUGAUAAUGGAACGAAAAAGAAACAAUCGGUGUUUAGCAAUGACUCUAAAGGCAGUAAUGACCAGGACCACAUGAUAGUGGAUGUUGAUAUGACAUCUCCUGCUAUAAGGACAUCAUCAUCGUAUAUCAUUUUACAACAAGCUACAAAUGCGACGCUCAUGAUUUUCCAAACUAUUAAUUGGAUGUAUAUACCAUUGCCUUUGAAUGUUUCAAGAACUUUGAUCAGAUUUUCUUUAUUAUGUGCCAGAGGUUCAUUGGAAUAUACUAAAGGUGGUGCUUUGUUUUUGGAUAAUAAGAACCUUCUUCUUGAUACCAUUAAAGACAUAGAAAAUGAUAGGCUUCUGGAUUUGCCUGGAACUGCCUCUUGGCACACCCUGAAACUUUAUGAUAUGACUAUUAACCUGUUAUUAAAAGCUCCUAACGUAAAGGUAGAAAGACUGGACAAAUUUUUGGAAAAAAAAUUGAAUUAUUAUAACAGAUUAAUGGGAUUACCGCUGGCCACCACUACGUCCAUAAAACCAAUUCUUGGCUCUCAAUCGAAAGAUAGUCCAGAAACUAGACCAAGAAAAUCUAUCGUGAAAAGAGAAAACCCAGAAUAUGAGUACCUUUAUGGGAAGGAUGACAAUAAGAAGAAUAAUUCUGGUCCGGAUCAGUCACCAAUAGAAAAUACCAGCAAUGGUAGUAAAAGGUUGAAAUACGAAACGGAUACGAAACGGGGUGUCGACACUGGCAGUAUAUUUAAAUCCCAGAAUGCAGAGAAUUUCCAGCAUAAUAAUAAGAAAACCAUGUCGACUAGUAAUCUGUUUCCUUUCUCUUUUAGUAAUACGGAUCUUACUGCAUUAUUUACCCAUCCUGAAGGAGCAAAUGGCGCGAAUAAUAAUAAUAGCAAUUUCAACGGGUGUGAUAGAUUUUCGACGGACGCUGCAGAUGCCAAUAUAGAAAACCUUGGUUUCUUAAAUGCGGCACCCUUUUUACAGGCUGGAAACUCCAAAACGGAUCCAAAUAUGACUAAUAAUAAACCUAUGCACAUGGAUGCACUGUUCAGUUUGCCUAGUAAUUUAGAUCUCAUGAAAGAUAAUAUGGGGUCUAAAUCAGAACGGUUAGAGCCCGUCAUUAAACAAAAUACUGAAAGUUUGGCAAGUAGCAAAUUACAUGAGAAAAAUAAAGACUCUAUUAUGGAAAAUAAUAAUUUAGCUUUCAAUAACAAGAGCAAUUAUAGCCUGACAAAGCUAAUGAGAUUACUAAACAACGAUAAUUCUUUCUCCAAUAUCAGUAUCAAUAACUUUCUCUACCAGAAUGAUCAAAGCUCUAUUUCACGGGAUCCAGGAGCUGAUAACAAAACCGCUACAAAUACCGGUUCAAUUUUUAAACCACCGUCAACUGCUGGUCAUAGGAGCCAAAGCAGCAGUAUUGGAAACACAAAUCAUGGUGUGGACAACUGUGAUUUUAACGACUUGGGGAAUUUCAAUAAUUUCAUGACGAAUGUUAAUUAUUCUGGGGUAGACUAUGACUACAUUGUAGACGCAUCUCUUGGAUUAGCACCUUUAUUAGUGGACACGCCGGACAUUUCAAAUACUAACACGACAUCUACUACAUCGAAUCGGAGUAAAAACAGUAUAAUUUUGGACCCAACUUUCAAUGAUGAUAUGGAUCAAUCGCGCAGGAACGCCAAAGAAGUUUUGAACCCAACAGACUCAAUUUUGAGCCAAGGAAUAUUGUCGUCAAUGAGUACUAGAGCCACUAGUAAUCAAAAAUCCCUAUCAUCAGGUAAUAAUCCUAAAGGUGAUGGCAGCUACUUAGAAAAUCCACAGAGUACAAAAAGCGACAAGUUGGAUAUGCCUUCUACUUUGUUUCAAAUGAGAAGGACUUCUUCAGGACCCUCAGCGUCCCACCGUGGUCCAAGGCGCCCUCAAAAAAGUCGAUAUAAUACAGAUCGGUCAAAAAGUUCCAGCGAUGGAAGUUCCAACACCGAUAAUGUACCUGAUUUGUUCCAAUGGCAAAACGCCACCUGA